UGACGAUUUGAUAAAUUGAUGCGUGAAAAUUUCGAGAUGAUUUGGUGAAAGGAAUAUCGAGUAUAAAGUUGCAGGGGGAGUUGGAGCGAGAUGCAUGUGCAUGUUUUCCUGGAAUCGAUUGGAUGUGAACGCAGACGCAUAGGCUUGCGCCUUGGGGCUGUGUUUGUGGAGCUCCAGGAAUAAAGUAGUACUGCCAGCAUAUUCGGCGAUGGCAAUUCAGAAGGCUAUCAAACCAGUUGUGCAUUUGAUUAGUAUUAUCACUCGAUUCUGAAUUUUGGAAAAGUCAUUUGUAGUUAUUCAACUCUUUUGUGAGUAGCAGCAAAGUGUUGCGGAAGUGAAGGAGGAUUCACCCUUGGAAUAAUGUAAGGGGGGACGAUUGGUCAAGACGAUUCAAGACGAUGGGUCAAAGCAUUAAGUGUGAAUUGAAUCUCGGUUGCGUAUUAUUUCACCAUCAGCGUGUCAACGACAGCCGAGGGUAUACUGGAUACGUUAAAAUAACGAGUUAACAGUUCCAUGGUCAACGGAAUAUCGGAAUUUACGCUGGAGCAUGGGUACCCGAAGAACAGGAUUCACAAGCCUCGGGGGUGGAUCAUCGAUUUCUCGAGGAAGUGCUGGAGUUCUGAAAGACCGUGCUAACAUGUCAUUCAUGCUCGUUGUCAUGUUCUUCGCGGUAUUCGGUCUCAUUGUGCUGACAGAGAUUUUUCUAAUCGAUGAGAGACGAUCUAACGGAGGUACUGGAGCCCUUGGAGGACACAGGAAUGGUCAUCGCAUGGCAGGACCUCCCGAUCGUCCUGACUACGAGGAAGUUGCGGCUGAGGAUUAUGUUGGAUUAAAGGGGGGAUUUGAUGCACAAGUGGGGCUUCUUAUUCACGGAGAUAGCGGUGCAAAAGUUCCACCAAUUCCUUCAGACCCCAGGGGUUUGUCGAGUUUACCACCGAAUAUGGAACAGCGGCUUCCAACUCUUGACCAGAGCCUCAAAAUGACUCAUGCUGAAUGGCUUCCAGUAACGAACACCAGAUAUAAAUUUUUUGUAUACUCAGCCUACUUCGACGAUCGUAAUGGAGGCAAUCCCACGUCGAAGCAUACCUUGAAAUCUCCAAAGUCACUAGGUUCAAUUCGAAUAAUCGGUGCAACUAAAACUCGGUCACCGGAGCGGGUCUGGUGUCGCCUCUGGUACAGACGACCCCCAAACACCUCAAACAUAACUUUGUCAGUAACAGUAGCCGCAAAAACCAAAGUGAUUCGAGAGAAUUGGAACUUGAAGUACAGUGCGUGCUUCGUGAUUUGUCCUUUACCAAAAGAAGCACCAAUCGGUGCUGACCUGGAAAAGCCUAUUCCCGAGGCUGUAAGCAUUGUUGCGAGACUUAGAGCAUCACCAACUAAUCGAAUACUCGUGCAGAAUCGACCAGAAGACAGACCCACCGACCGUGAACCACUAGGAGUCUGCGUUAAACCACUUCAUUACGACUACAAUAGAGUUCUGCAAUUAGUUGAGUUUAUCGAGCUUCACCGGCUCCUUGGAGCCUCUCACAUAACGUUGUACAAUGACACUGUUGGUAGUGAAGCUGGAUGCGCCCUUCAAUACUAUAAGAGCUUGGGAAUCGUCAAUAUACUACCCUGGCAUCAUCUUGACAUGAUUUCACAGAGGGAAAUUCGGACUGAGAACCUUUUUGCGGCCCUUAAUGACUGCUUGUAUCGAUCCAUGUAUAAAUAUGAAUUCGUGGCGCUUCUGGAUCUUGACGAGUUUGUUAUCCCACGACAUAACGACACAAUUGUGGAUCUUUUAAGCUGGAUGAGCAAUCGAAUAAAUACAAAGACUAGCGGCGCAUUUUCUUUCCAAAAUGCAUUUUUCUAUCUUCAAUGGCCUGACGACCCAUGGGUGACCUCCAGCAAAACACAGCCAGAAGCAGGUCUAAUAACUCUAAGGAAAACUCGAAGAAGAUCAAAACUUCACCCCCACAAACAACGCUCAAAAUAUAUUUGUAAACCACGCGAAGUCGUCGAAGCUGGUAAUCACUUUGUUUGGGAAUUCUUAACUGGUCGUGGUACCCUGAAUGUACCAGCAGAUGCAGCAAUAUUACAUCAUUAUAGAGUCUGUGAAUUUGGUGGGGAUGAUUGCAUCAAAACACCAUCAGUCAUUGACAGAACAGCGUACAAAUAUCGUGAGAAAUUAUCAGAAGUUGUUGAUAAAACGUGGGGGGAAAUUGGGGAGAACUGUAUUUUGCCAGAACUCGAGCCAGUGCCAGUUUUAUCGCCGCUUGUGCCGAGCAGUCCCGAUCAUAUUCCCACGAGGUAGCAGAUACAUUUGAUUUGCAAUUGCAUUUUUCAAACUUCUUUUCUCUUUUCAAAGAGAAGAGAGAAAAAACAUAAUUAUCAUCUGUCACUCUCAUCGUAUUUGCAUCCUUUGUUAUUCACAUUCACAACAAAUCAGUAAACAAAUGCGAUCAAAGAAUUGAACCAACUUGAAAAGAAAAACACGAACGCCUGUUAGAGAUGAACAGAAACCGAAUUUCAUGAUUCACCUGUUUCAUGAACAAAUUAACUUAGUAGUGAAGUGUUACAAAAAAGCAGAUGAGUCCAAAAUAUAUUCGGAGACUAUUUUACCAUGAUAUUGAGGAAAUGAGGUUUUAAAGGAAAUUGGAAAAAUUUUAUGAACUUCGUAACUGUCUUUUAAAAUAGGGCAUUACUAAAAUGAAUGGACUAUUGAGUUAAUUCGUCACUUACAUAAAAAGCUAGUCAUUAUAGCAAAAAAUAUCGAGAGAUCUUCUUUCCGCUAAACAUACUACAAUUUUCAUAGAUACUCGUCUAGAAUUUUGGACACAUCUUCUUCGACUCUUCACUAGAUGAAUCGAAUUUAUUCAUUCAGUUCAUGUCAAACGAGGGAAGUUACUGAGCUGCCCUACUGCAUAAAAGUCUGUGCUAACUUUUUGUAUCGAAAAGAAUACAGUAUCGAGGGCAAUGAUUUUUGAAAAGUUUUUUUGUCUGAGGUCUACAAGUUUCAAUGAAAACUCCUGAAAACGUCCUUUCAAUGGAAUAAAUGCGUUUAUGGAAUCUCUUUGCGAAGAGAUUGGAUCAAGUGGGCCUAAAAAUUGCAGCAUUGCCUCACUGAAUUUUAUUUUAACCAUUAUCGAUGAAGAUUUCAAGUCAACACCAAUGCAUAUCCUUAGGAAAAAAAACGAAUUUGAAAUGGAAAAUUGAAUCUCGUCUUAGUUUAUAGCUGAGUAAAUAUAGACAGAUGAAGUUUUGGUACUGUAAUGAGUAGUAUUAAUCGAUUAAUUUCGAUUGAUUUUCUGAAGGGUUUCUUAUGAAUUAGGAUUGAAAUAAUUUUUUUCACGUGGUUUCUGUACGAAAAUUUAGUGGUACUAAUUAAAUGGUGAAUCAUCGAAUUUUUUUUACUUUAAUUCGGUGAAUAUGGAAAGUCGAGCAAUAGCUUACGAUAUUUCUACUAUCUAAUAGCGCAAGAAUAGAGUAUUGAAUGCGUGAAUAGGGGAAGAUUUGAUAACUCACAAAUUAAACGAUAAGUGUGCAUAUGAUCUCUGAUUUGCUCAAUGAAGAAGGCCGAUAAUGAUAAUUUUUUGAACACUAUUGAGUUAAUUCAGUAGUGAAGGGUAAAAUAAGAUGCCACUGGCAUGAAUUUACAAAUAAUUUUGCCAAUAUCUUCGAAAGGAGGAGGGGGGGGGAGCUGAAGAACUUUUUCUUCUUGAUAAUUUUUUAAACUGGAAAAAAUAUCUCUCGAUAUAUUAUUCCUCUCGAAACGUCAAAAAUGAUCUGUAUAGCAUUGUUGGAUCCUUUUACUAAUGUGCUACAGAGUUAGUUCCUCAUUAAUUUUCCGUUGAUGAUUGAAAAAUGUUGAGUCUUUAGUGGAAGCUCUCAAGAGCUCCUCCAAGUCCGUAAAAAAAUAAAUCGAUGAUUCUUAAAUGAAAAAUAAAAAUUACAAAAAAUGCGAAUUCAAACAUAUAGUUUUUUACUUUGUAAUAAAGGAUUGAAAAAAUAUUAAUAAUAUGAAUCAUUGCAUGGCUUGUAGGACGUUCUUUUCGGUGAAUAAUUUUAUUAUAAUUUAUUAUAGGUAUUAUAAUUUUAUUAUACUAUUACUGUAAAUUAUU
Molecule: messenger RNA, 4103 nt
Organism: Diachasma alloeum
Lineage: Eukaryota; Metazoa; Arthropoda; Insecta; Hymenoptera; Braconidae
Exons: 6
Coding region: 548-2296 (582 amino acids)
Source: RefSeq, a predicted model, not a curated record